Messenger RNA from Phodopus roborovskii (desert hamster), 1152 nucleotides. It is a transcript of the gene Kcnip4, whose product is annotated as potassium voltage-gated channel interacting protein 4. Gene Ontology annotation, biological process: regulation of potassium ion transmembrane transport. The record is from RefSeq and is a predicted model, not a curated record. Gene Ontology annotation, molecular function: calcium ion binding; potassium channel regulator activity. The transcript is spliced from 9 exons. Bases 262 to 1014 code for a protein of 250 amino acids. Lineage: Eukaryota; Metazoa; Chordata; Mammalia; Rodentia; Cricetidae. Gene Ontology annotation, cellular component: voltage-gated potassium channel complex.
CUCCGCUGCGGGUGUCCCGGCCCCCGCCACCCGCGCAUCCCUGCCACCCAGCGCGGCACAGCGCCCCCGGCGCCCCCCGCCGGCCUCUGCUCGCACCUGCAGCGACUCCGCGCGCCCUGCCCGCCGCCGCCGCCUCCAAGCUCUCAGCGCCCUGGUUGCCCAGGACAGAGCGGCUGUGCGCACCGGUGCCAGACCCAUCGCCAGACGCCCCUGGGCCAGCGGACUUUAAGAGUGUCGCUCUCGCACCCAGCAUCCCCCAAGAUGAACGUAAGAAGGGUGGAAAGCAUCUCGGCUCAGCUGGAGGAGGCGAGCUCCACAGGCGGUUUCCUCUACACUCAGAACAACACCAAGCGCAGCAUUAAAGAGCGGCUCAUGAAGCUCUUGCCCUGCUCGGCUGCCAAAACGUCGUCUCCUGCUAUUCAAAGCAACGUGGAAGAUGAACUGGAAAUGGCUACAGUCAGGCAUCGGCCUGAAGCCCUGGAGUUGCUGGAAGCCCAGAGCAAAUUCACCAAGAAAGAGCUUCAGAUUCUCUACAGAGGAUUUAAGAAUGAAUGCCCCAGUGGUGUUGUUAAUGAAGAAACCUUCAAGGAGAUUUACUCCCAGUUCUUCCCACAGGGAGACUCCACAACGUAUGCACAUUUUCUGUUCAAUGCAUUUGACACAGACCACAAUGGAGCUGUGAGUUUUGAGGAUUUCAUCAAAGGUCUUUCCAUUUUGCUUCGUGGGACAGUACAAGAAAAACUCAACUGGGCAUUUAAUUUGUAUGACAUAAACAAAGAUGGCUACAUCACUAAAGAAGAAAUGCUGGACAUAAUGAAAGCAAUAUAUGACAUGAUGGGAAAAUGCACCUAUCCUGUCCUCAAGGAAGAUGCUCCCCGACAGCAUGUAGAGACAUUUUUCCAGAAGAUGGACAAAAAUAAAGAUGGUGUUGUUACCAUUGAUGAAUUCAUUGAAAGUUGCCAAAAAGAUGAAAACAUAAUGCGCUCCAUGCAGCUCUUUGAAAAUGUGAUCUAGUGUGCCAGCACAUUCUCCGCUGAAGAAGCCAGUGUGAACGACCCUGCACACUUACAGGCUGGGGACACCAUUUCUAGCAUAGAUUGCUCAGCUUUACACUGAGGCACAUUAUGCAAACUGCUUUGUGUUAAUAUAAAA